AUGGUUCUUGCUGGUUCAAAUUUGUAUGCCGCUCAUCCUUUAGAUCCCACAAAGCAAAAUAUUCGAACACUACUGCUGUGCCCGGGAACUGAUGGCCAGCAGAUAUUCUUGGAAAUUCAAGUCACUGAUCUUGAUGUCCCAUCUCCGGAUUACAUAGCGCUAUCCUAUGUUUGGGGAGUCAGUAUUGCAUUGGAAAAGGUCAGUCUUGCUGGUCAAGAAAUCCCGGUCACUGAAAAUUUGUUGAGCUGUCUUCGUCACUUGCGACACCGGGAUGAUGCUCUGAAGAUCUGGGUUGAUGCCAUCUGCAUUAACCAGAAUGACCUCGAGGAGAAGUCGAAUCAGGUUGCCAUGAUGGGCUACAUAUAUUCGAGAUGUUUAGCCGUGUACUGUUGGCUUGGAGCACCUACCGAUCCCAUGGCCGCUGAAGUUGAUCCUUUCCAGAUCCUUCGACACUUCGCGGAGGACAAACACUAUCAUCAGCUUCCUGGCUUCUCCGUUGAUGAAGAGACUUUUGUUCGCUUCGAAGAAAACCACGAGUUCACUUCAAAUUGGAGAGGUUUUCUUGCGGUCGCCGAGAGUCCUUAUUGGACUCGGAGUUGGACUGUCCAGGAGCUCAUACUGCCAAACGCAUCUGUCGUCUGUUAUGGCUACUGGAGAAUAUCGUUCGAAACCUUGAUUCUUGCUCGAAGGCUACGAAACGCACACCUUUGGCAUCGUGAAGACCAUUGUUGCGACAAGAGCUACCAAGCAUUUCCAGCAUCCUUCAAGAAGCCUUUUGAUAUAUUUCUAGGUCAAGUCGAAUGGAUAGAGAGGUUUCGACAGAUUCACUUACCUGAGGAUCACCCAUUAUCUUCGAAAGGUCAACCACGAACCUACCCCGAUAUUGAUUAUCGACCUUUCAGCGAACUUCAGGUGACCUUCUCUCACAGGCUUUGCAGUGAACCUCGAGACAAGGUUUUCUCGCUUCUUGCGAUGGCUGAAACGGCCAAUCUAAGGAAUUAUCGACCUGAUUAUACCAAAGAUCUGAAUACUACCUAUCAAGAAGCCUUUCAGCUGAUGCUUGAAGAACUUGAAAAUGACUUCCGGUGUAUGAUAGGUCCGACGUUUGCUUCACAAAAUCCUCGUCUUCCAUCUUGGGUCCCGGACCUCUCUCACCAUACUCCCAUUGGAGAUGUCGAAUUCAUCCUUCGGCGAAUUUUACUGUCUUCCUUGUACAAAGCAUCAGACAAACAAAUCGGAACCUUUGGACAGGGUCAUGCAUCAGAGCUUCACGUGGCGGGAUUCCAAGCAGACACGGUUGCUACUAUCGGCCCCCUUUUGGAAUUGGAUUCAACAUCUCUACCACGCGUAUUGGCAGACUGGAGAGCCUUAUGCGAGAAUGUUAUGGGUUCAUCUGCGGACAACGACGCUAUUCGUACUCUUAUGUCUCGAGUUAUGUGUGCCUCAACCGUGGACGAUGGUACGCCAUUGUAUGGACACUACCGUGGUUGGCGGCGAUAUCGGGCGACCGACACCCCAUCCCCUUAG
This is a messenger RNA of Pestalotiopsis fici W106-1, 1527 nucleotides long. RefSeq lists its product as uncharacterized. NCBI's taxonomy places the organism in Eukaryota, Fungi, Ascomycota, Sordariomycetes, Amphisphaeriales, Sporocadaceae. The record is from RefSeq and is a predicted model, not a curated record. The coding region runs from base 1 to 1527 and encodes 508 amino acids. The transcript has a single exon.